AGGUGCAAAAGUUGCAAAAGUGCCCUCCCGCCCCCACGUCCUUAAAUUUUUCUGUAUGUGACCCUCGGUGGGAAAAGUUUAGACAGCCCUGGUCUCGCUAGACACUUCCUGCUAGAAGGAGUGCAAAUCAAGGGCAUGCUUACUGACAUUGUUUAUAGGUAUAAGGCUCAGUGGACCAAAUUAAGCAAGUCCAUGGCUUAAGAGGAUUAAGGGGAUGCGAUUUACGCAGCCAGCAGUUGUCUGCGGCAGCAGGCGCAUAGCAACAGGUCGGCCACACUGGCUGUCACACUAGCGUUCAGCGGCGACUGGGAAAAAAAGCGACCCAUUUGACAGAAAUGGGAUUGCGACAUCCCCUUCCGACCUCAUGUUUUUCGGCUGGUUUCCUCAUGUCGUUCAACUGAGCCUCAGCCUAAGAUGGCCACCAUGUGAGGAGAACAUGCUACACCACCAUGGCAUGUAUGAUGUGGAGUGUGUUCACAUGGACUUUCAAAGGGAUACUGUGCACCUGCAGGUUCCUUUGGGUUCUGAAAGCAAGAUGGUCGCCGCCAUACCGGGCUGCCCUGACCGCACUUCAGCCCUUCAGAAGCGACUGACCAAGACCGAGCAAGACAUCCUAUCGCUCAAAACCAGGAUCGCUUACGAGAGAGCAUCGUGGGAAAGGAGGUUUGCGGAGCUGCAAAGGAAACAGGAAGAGCUUUGCAAUCAGGUCAUCUUUGACACCGGAGCACUGAUGAGAGCGCAGCCAAUAGUGGACAAUGGAGACAUAUUGGAGGACUCUUCCAGCAAAUCCUUCAGUGUCUCUCGGCUGAUGCUCCCUGACAGAGGGUCUGAUGUUGCAUCACGGGGAAGCCACUUAUCUUUGUCAUCAGCAUCAAGCCCCACCUCAUCCUGCUCUUCAGAAUCAAGUGUGAGAUCAGGAAGAUCUUCAGGGCCGCACCGGGUUUUCGUCCCCCACUCACCCAUGGAUCUGCAGCUGGGUCACCGGGUCAGAAUCAUGCUGCCUUCCGGGCGAAUCAGCACAGGUAGCGUUCGCUUCCUGGGUCACCUGCAGGGGGAGUCAGAGCUCCACAUCGGGGUGGAGCUGCAGGCGCCUGAUCACGGCGUGCGGGACGGCCACCAUAAGGGACACUGCUACUUUGACUGCAAACCCGGCCAUGGUGCCUUCGUACCUUUCCACAAGCUACUGAUGGCCUGGGAAUGACACUGAAACAGCGUGUGGAGACACCCCCGGACAGAGCAGUACUGAUUUAUUUGAAAAGCAAUACAGCUUGAAUUGAAAUCAAUCAUCAACCUCACCAUUUUUGCAAUUAAAAACUACAAACCAAUAUAGAGUAAGAAGUUGCAAAAGGGAUUGUGUGAGGCUUUGGAAGUGAAACGUUUGUGCUCCCACAAUAAUAUCUUUAUAUCUUCAAAACCGGUUGGGCAUGGAAGGCAUUUUUGUUUUGCCUUGAAUGACAUAUUAAAGAUUUUAGUCUGAAGAAGAUAUGAUGUGUUUCCGAGUCUUUUGAAAGCCAACAAUCUCAGGCAAGGUAACAAACUGAAACUAUACUAUGAUCAUGUCAACAAUAAAAUGGCUGCAAAUGCUGAGUAAAGGUGGGAAUGUGUUUGAAUUAUUUAUAUUUUAUAUUUAUUUAUGUAUAUAUUAUCCCAAAAUUUCCCUCUGCUGUAUGUAUAUUUAAGUGUAAUUAACAGCCAGACUGGACCUAUGUUUUACUAACCAAAAAGUCCUAUGAGCAACGGAAGCAUCAGACUGGGUACUUAGGACCCACAUUCAUUCAUUAAAUAUAAUAUUCUCAUAUAUAUUUCCCUACUGUAAAUGCGUCAGUUAACGCCUGUAUCCAAAUAACCACUGAGUCUCCUAUAUUUGUCGGGUGCGUGGUCUACAAAAGCAAAUGAAUUGACCCCACAAGAUGGAAGUAGCUGCAUUUUUAGCAUCCAGUACCUUUGUCUACCUCUGCAUGCGCUUUAAACAUGUUGGUGUGAAAACUCAUGCGUGUUACACUCGCCGCACUGUUGUUUACAACGAACUCAUCAGCUGUAUUAACGCCGGCUAAGCAGUUUGCUCCUUACCGCGAUUGGCAACAACAUUGGCUCUGUUGCUGCUGUGUUGUGCAAUAUACUUGUUAAUAAAUGACCAUGUGGUCAAAGAACGCAAGGGUUUCCCUUUCAUCUUUCUCAUGCACUCCAAAUCAUUAUCAAAGUUUUUAAAAAUGACUUGCUAUCGAGAAUGAGUUUUCACAUUCAACAGGCUCUCUGCAGGUUUGCUUUUAAAUAACGCCCCACCCUCUUUGCGGUUUAGGGAAAAUACACACCCUGGCUAUAAUUACAACAUUUACGGUAAUUACUGUGAAGUCAUCAGUGAUUUGAUGAGGCUUGCAUCAGAGCAGCAGGCUAAGACAUUGCAACACAAGUAUUUGUAUGCAAAUAAAUUACAGACAUGUAACUUGUUUCGUACGUUGUUUUGUACAUAGAGACCAUUUUUAAAAUUUCCGAUUGCAUUUCACAUAGGGCCCAGUCUCCUUUUAUACUCACUGUAAACACUAUUAGGACGAUCUGCUGAAUGAAUUCACACAUAUUGCACAACUGUGGCAGUUCGUUUUUUCUGGCCUGCGGCACAUUCAUUUAAAAAUAAUAUCAAACACAGCCUGCAUCAGAAAAUUACGAAGUAUGAUUAAGGGACAUGCUGAGAAAAAAAAAACUAUUAACAAGUUAUGAGAAAUGUUCUGUAAAAAUGUGACUGUAUUAUGUCUGCAUAAUAUUUAUUAAAGUGUUCAGGAAUCAGCAAUUAAUUCAUUAAAAUUGAAAAAAUUAAAAAAUAAUUGAGAAACAUGUAAUGGCCUGUAUAAUUUUUUA
Molecule: messenger RNA, 2853 nt
Organism: Dunckerocampus dactyliophorus (ringed pipefish)
Lineage: Eukaryota; Metazoa; Chordata; Actinopteri; Syngnathiformes; Syngnathidae
Product: CAP-Gly domain-containing linker protein 2
Exons: 7
Coding region: 365-1201 (278 amino acids)
Source: RefSeq, a predicted model, not a curated record